Messenger RNA from Acanthochromis polyacanthus (spiny chromis), 7214 nucleotides. It is a transcript of the gene stxbp5l, whose product is annotated as syntaxin binding protein 5L. The record is from RefSeq and is a predicted model, not a curated record. The coding region runs from base 554 to 4396 and encodes 1280 amino acids. Gene Ontology annotation, biological process: regulation of exocytosis; regulation of protein secretion. NCBI's taxonomy places the organism in Eukaryota, Metazoa, Chordata, Actinopteri, Pomacentridae. Gene Ontology annotation, molecular function: myosin II binding; GTPase activator activity; syntaxin binding. Gene Ontology annotation, cellular component: SNARE complex; plasma membrane; cytoplasm. The transcript is spliced from 30 exons.
UGGACUAACCUGCUCCAAGUUUUUUUUUCUUUCUUUUUUUGGGGAUCUGCCCACUUCUGCUUCACGUUUGCGUAAAAAACAUCGCACCUCGGUUCCUUAUUUAUGAUGACAUGAGGUGCAAGUUUUUUCGUUUUGGUUUAUUUUGCUUUUUCUUCUCCAAGCUCGGGACUGGAUGUGACUUCUUUAGGAUGAAGAAGGAGGAUGAAGUUGAGUAGCUCCAGCAGCCGUCGCUCUGAUAUGAGAUACUCGAACUGCAUCUGCAACGUUGGCUGACAUCCUCAGAUCACAGUGGAUCAGACGCAUUCAUUUUGUGUGGACACCAGCCAGAGAGCAAGAUGAGGCGCCUCUAUGACUUUUUAAAUUGCACCUAAGAGAGAGAGGGGGGUCUCUUUUUUUUUCUUUACCCUGCUACUACUGCAGGGAGCGACGCUUUCUGCCUUCAGCUGCCUGAACGAGUUGGGAUCUUGCAUCUAAGUGGAUACUUUGGAAGACAAAGACAGCAGUUGUUCCACUGUUUCCAUAACCUCAGAGCAUACAAAAGAACGAUUUAAAAAUGAAGAAGUUUCGGAAGGUGUUGGAUGGUUUGACCACCUCCUCUCCUGGAGGAACUAUAGGAUCGCCAUCGUGCGGCAGCGCCGCUGGGACUCCCACCGCGGCGCCAACUCCCAAAGAGAUCGACGUCCAGGAGACACUCGUGUCGGAAAACUUUCAGCUGUGUAAGACGGUGCGCCAUGGGUUCCCUUACCAGCCCACUGCUUUGGCCUUCGACCCUGUGCAGAAGAUCCUGGCCAUCGGCUCGAGAUCAGGCGGCGUACGAAUCCUGGGACGACCUGGGGUGGACUGCUACUGUCAGCAUGAGAGCGGAGCAGCUGUUCUUCAACUGCAGUUUCUCAUCAAUGAGGGGGCGCUGGUCACAGCCUGUGCAGAUGAUACGCUGCACUUGUGGAAUCUGCGCCAGAGGCGGCCGGCUGUCCUGCAUUCACUCAAAUUCAACAGAGAGAGGAUUACUUUUUGCCACCUGCCGUUUCAGAGUAAAUGGCUGUAUGUGGGGACGGAGCGUGGAAACACACACAUUGUCAACAUCGAAUCCUUUAUUUUGUCCGGAUACGUCAUCAUGUGGAACAAGGCCAUAGAACUAUCAACUAAAACUCACCCCGGACCUGUAGUUCAUUUGAGUGACAGCCCAAAGGAUGAAGGCAAGCUGCUUAUAGGGUUUGAGAGUGGAACGAUUGUACAGUGGGACCUCCGGGCCAAGAAGGCCGACUUCAGAAUCUAUUAUGAUGAGGCCAUCCAUUCAGUCAGCUGGCAUCAUGAAGGGAAGCAGUUCAUGUGCAGUCACUCAGAUGGCAGCCUGACACUAUGGAACCUCAGAAACACCACCAGGCCAUUCCAGGUCACCUUCCCUCAUGGAAAGAUACAGAAGGAUGGCAGGAAGGAAUCAUGUAAACCCAUACUCAAAGUGGAGUACAAGACCUCAAGAAGCAGCGAGCCUUUUGUUAUCUUCUCUGGGGGUCUUUCAUAUGACAAGGCAGGACGACGGCCAACAUUAACCAUCAUGCACGGCAAGGCCAUCACUGUGCUGGAGAUGGACUAUCCUAUUGUAGAGUUCAUGGUGCUCUGCGAGACCCCUUACAACAAUGAAGUACAGGAGCCUUAUGCAGUGGUGGUGCUUUUGGAGAAGGACUUAAUCGUGGUGGAUCUGACACAGAGCAACUUCCCUGUCUUUGAGAACCCAUACCCCAUGGAUAUCCAUGAGUCUCCAGUUACCUGCACAGCCUAUUUUGCAGACUGUCCACCAGACAUUAUCCCCAUCCUCUACUCUAUAGGAGCUAAACACAAGAAGACUGGCUACAGUCAAAAGGAAUGGCCAAUUAGUGGAGGAACGUGGACAUUAGGCUCCCACACCUACCCAGAGAUCAUCAUUACAGGACAUGCUGAUGGAUCAAUUAAGUUUUGGGAUGCUUCUGCAAUCACACUGCAGAUGUUGUACAAGCUGAAGACCUCCAAAGUGUUUGAGAAGCCAAAGCCGGGUGAAGGUCGGGCUGCCGAGUUGGUAGAAGAAGACCCUUUUGCUGUUCAGAUGGUCAGCUGGUGUCCUCAGAGUCGUAUCUUCUGUGUGGUUGGCAUCUCAGCUCACAUCAUCCUGUAUCGCUUCAGCAAGUAUGAUGCCAACACUCAGAUAGUGUCACUUGAAGUACGCUUGCAGUGUGAGUCAGAGGAUGUCAUUUCCCCAUCAGAGAAUGAAAACAAUCCCUGCUUCUCAGAGCAAGGCUCCCACUCACCCCAACCUCACCACCAACACCCAGCUAGUCCUGGCAACAGGACACCGGAGGGUAUCAAAGACAGCAUUCCUUGCCUCAAGGUGAAGGACCGGGUUGUUCGGGUCCCACCUGGCUACCAGUCAGAGUUGGUUAUCCAGCUGCUGUGGGUAGAUGGAGAACCUCCACAGCAGAUUACCAGUUUGGACAUCAACUCUGCCUAUGGCCUCUUGGCGUUUGGGAACUGUAAUGGCGUAGCGGUGGUGGACUACUUGCAGAAAACCAUCCUGUUGUGUAUGUCGACACUGGAUCUGUACGGAGCCGCCGACCCUUACCAGCGCCUUACCCGUUCCCCCCGCAGGAACAGACAGUCCACCUCAGAGUUUUGCAUGCGUGGCCUGUCUAACUUUUAUUCAGAUUCAAAGAAAAGGAUCCGUACAUCCUAUCAGAGCCUUACUGAACUCACUGACAACCAGCAGUCCAUUGACAUGGAGAGAAGCAAGUCGCCCACUUCAGUCUAUGUCUGUUUUGUUGGAUCUCCUGUUCCAGUUCAUUACCCAACCUCCCUUCACAAUGACCCACGCAUCCUGCCAGAGCCUGUGGCCAGUCUGAGAGCCAGCCACUGCAGUCCAGUCUUUUACUUACUGGACAAUGUAAAGGGACCCGGCAGAAAGUUAAGUCUGCCAACAGAUCUUAAGACCGAUCUUGAUCAUGUCAAUGGACAUUGCACUAGCCCCACCUCCCAGCCCUGCUCGGCGGGGAAGCCUCGCGUUCCGAUGGGUCCCGAGGGGCCACGGCUUACCCGCAGAGGCCCUGGCCGACCACCCUUCCGCAAGGCCCAGUCCGCUGCUUGCAUGGAGAUCUCUUUGCCUGUGUCCCACACUGAAGUAGGGCAUGCAUCCAGGAGGGCAAUGCUUCAGCAGUUACACGGAGUCACUAUGUACUCCCACGACGAGCACCACACCACCGCCUCCUACUGCUGGAGUGAGAGAGAGAGUCGUGAAAACUCCUUCAGCCGCUCGCGCAGUUCCAGUGUGUCCAGCAUUGACCGGGACACCAAAGAGGCCGUCACCACACUGCAGUUUGGAGAGUCCUAUGGGCGCAAGAGUGACGCCCUGCCCACCCCAUGUCUGUGGGUGGGCACUAGCUUAGGUGUGGUCCUGCUCAUCCCAAUGUCAAUUCCCACCGACCAGGAGGAGAGGAUGGAGGAGCCGGUCACCAUUGGUCCUAGCGGAGCGGUCCUCAUGCUGAAGGGCUCUGUGUUGCGCUUUGCCUUCCUGGACCUCGUGGGAGCUCUCAUUCAGAGUCCCUACGAGGUUUGGCGAGACCUCAACGCCCCCGAGGACCCUGACCGACCGCGAAGGCGCAAGUUGGUCCACUUCUCACCAUCAUCUUCCCAAGACGCCUGCGGAGACGGGCAUUUGGCAGUGGUUUGCUCUGAGAGGCAGGCCAAGGUUUUCUUAAUGCCCUCGCAGUCUUGCCUCUUUGUCCACAACAUCACAGAGUCAUCCUUUGUACUGCGAGCCGAUGUGGUGUCUGUGUGUAACAGUGUGUGCCUCGCCUGCUUCUGUGCUAACGGGCACGUCAUGACGCUCAGUUUGCCCAGCUUAAGGCCACUGAUGGAUGUUAAUUACCUGCCUCUGACAGACAUGCGCAUUGCAAGAACCUUCUGCUUCACCAACGGGGGGCAGGCACUAUAUCUCAGCUCCCCCACAGAGAUCCAGAGAAUCACAUACAGCCAGGAGAUGUGUGACAACCUGCAGGAAAUGCUGGGAGAGCUGUUUACACCUAUAGAAACACCGGAAGCCCAGAACAGAGGAUUUUUGAAGGGCUUCUUUGGAGGAAAUGCCCACACCUUCGACAGAGAAGAGCUUUUUGGUGAGGCAGCAGCUGGUAAGGCUUCUCGGAGUCUGGCGCAGCACAUCCCUGGGCAGGGAGGGGUGGAGGGCAUGAAGGUUGCAGCGAGCGGAGCGGUGGGCGAGCUGGCACGGGCUCGUAUCGCUCUGGAUGAGAGAGGCCAGCGGCUGGGGGAGCUGGAGGAACGAACCGCCCUGAUGAUGACCAGUGCAGAGACCUUCUCCAAACACGCUCAUGAGCUGAUGCUGAAGUGCAAGGACAAGAAGUGGUACCAGUUCUAAUAGCAGGACGGAGGGCUGAGGCUGCCCUUGGACUGCUGGGAACUUUAUGCCGCAACGGGACUUUCACUUAAAAAAUGAAAGCAAUUAACAGAGCGACACAAGAGUGACUUUGUCUUUAUGGCUUCUGACUAUACAGCACUGUCACAUUGCUGAAUGACGAGGACGGGCGAGUGCCUCGUCUAGACAGGCAAUGAUGAGGACAGAGGGAGAAUGGCGGCAUUUGAAAGUCUGAAGAUGGAACUGGAAAAAUCCGACAUGUUUGCGUGUGUGUGUGUGUGAGUGGCUGUUUGUCUGAGUGUGAGCUUGUGUGGUUGGAUUUUCUGGACCUUACUGUGUAGAUACUCAAAAGUUAAGAAACCAACAAGAAAUGCAUGAACCAACAAUGGAUGACUAUUAAAAAUAUACAACUGCCAUAUUAAAAAGCAGCAUGCUACUUUAACAGGAGAUUCAAAAAUAAUUAAAAAAAAAGUUUUAUUUAUGAUGUAAGCCAACAACAGAAACUAUGAAAAACUUUAUAUUUUUUGAGAUAUUGACAAAAACUAUAUAUAAAAAGGGAAAUGUAUACCUGCAUUGCUAUUAAGCCAAAACUUGUGUUACUUUCCCUUUUUUAUUUUUCUUUUUUAGUUGACUUCGUUUUCUUUCUUAGUCUCAGCAAAUAUUACUUGAUACAAUAUAAAUGCACAUAGUUAACUUUCUCUUCACACACUUAGAAUAAUGCUAAAACUUUGUUCUUACUUCAAUUACUCUGGGCUGCACAGUGCAAAUAUAAAUCAGUAGUAUUAACACUUUAACUCUACACAGUCUAAUCACACUGAUCUAUUUUCACUUUUCGGCUGCUGCUACUUACAAAAGCAUUAAAUGAUGAUGAGGGAUAUCUCACCUCCUCAACUGCAGUUGUAUGAAAACAGAGAUUGGAGAGAUUGGUGUUAGAUGUAAGCCAAUGCUGAGAGAUACAGGCAUAUUCUGAACAGUGUGUUUAUAUCUAUAAUAUAAACUUGUAUACUAUUCACGUGCCAUAGAAAACAAAAUGGAUGAGUCCACUCACUGCAAACUAACUAAUAAAGAGCUAAUAAGUGGUAGUCAUCACAGUUUCCCUGUUAAUCACAACAGGUGAGGCAUGACACUUGGAGGUGGUCGUAGAGGGCAUAUAUCAAAGCUAAACAAGUCUGUUUUCUUUAUGAAAAGCAAAAUAUGAGGGUGUUUUUAUUUACUUUACUUGAUUGUCACUGGAUCACCAUUUGAGUCUUUAGCUGCCUUUGUCAGACGUACGAGUUUAGUGAGCCAUUAGGUCGUGUGUGUGUGAGUGAGAGAGAGAAAGAGUGCCACAAAUGUUAAAUCGGACUCUUUCUCUGCCAAAGCAAUCAAAAAUGAAUGACACCCUCCCAUCUCUCUCCACCUCAGUCUUGUGGUUUGUGCAUUUUCAGCGUUAAACCCGAGCAGUCCUCUUUUCAUAAUGGCAGACGAUACCCAUAAUGACUCACUGUCUGUGUGACGGGAGAAUGAAGAGGAGUUGGAAUCACAUCUGUUUAAUCACUACCGACUCCCUUGUGAGUUGUUUAAUGGUUCAGGAGAAGUAACAGUAUUUUUUUCUUAGUGAUGUUCAGAUGUUGAGUCAGUGAAGAAACUAUGUACAUGUGUAAAACAUUUGCGGCAAUUUCAACUGAAGGCAAAUAUGUUUUUUUUUCAAUAUUGUUCUUGAUGACUAUGAUAUCCUUGUGUCGCAGUCCUAUAUUUGAUGGUAAUGGCCUCUUAACUGAAGGCUCUUGUAUUUUAAAAUCAGCAAAUGUUUCAUGAUACAUGGUUGUGUAUCAUAUUGUGAUUGUGUUGUAUGUCAGUGGGUAGCCAUGCAACACGGACAAACAGCAUUAAGUGAGGAGGAUGUUUUGUACUUGUGUAUUUGUCUGUAUUUUGAACUGAUCUGAAAAUCAAAUGGAGGCUUAUCGAAAUCCAUCUCUCACAGAUUAGGCCUUUACGCACCUGAGCAUCAACACACAUGAAGUACUACGCCUUGAUCAUGUUGACAUUGCUCCCGCAUAAAUAGGCACAGCGACACACUCGAAGCUUAAAAGAAUUACAGACACAAGUGAGUCUGCAUUGCUAGUCAUUUCUGCCUGCUUUCUGUCAGGCUGCUGAGACAUUCCUUAGGCUUGGACGGCCUUCAAACCCAUUUAUAAUAAAACUCAGUUCACCUGAAAUCCUAAAGCCGAGCCCCACGGAAUUCAGGAAUUGCACAUGAUUUGAUUCAAUAGGGUGUCUUAAACAUGUCAAAACAGUAAUAAUGAUACAUUUCUCUCCUAUCUCUGUACCGUCAAUGAGAUUUGUGUUCAGUGCAGUUCUUUCAAUGGCAGAGAAAACACACAAAAAAGAAAACAAAAAAACAAAACCAAAAUAAAAUUUAAAAAAAUCUGACUUCUGCUGACAGGGUGUUUUGUUAGUAUGUUUUCGGUUUGUAUGUUUUCAGUUUUUAUAUUAAUUGUACAGUUCAAAUUGGGUGAACGGUGAAACAAAAAAUGAUAAAAGAUAUUCUUGGGAUAUUUUCUCUGUAUAUGUUGUACCUGUUACUGCUGGUACUGUAUCUGGUAUUCUGGCUCUGUCUAAAUCACUGGAACUAUGUAGUUCUUCAUGCUGUAGUAUGCUGAAAAGGCAUUUAUUUGGUUUUCUCAAUGAUGGCAGCAAAGUUUGUCUUAUUUAAAUGGAUUCUACCACUUUUUGUUCUUCUUGAUAUUAUACUAGUGUAAUAGAAAUUACUUGACAAAAAAAGAUCUGAAAAUAUGUUGAUGCAAAAGCAAACUGAAAUAAACAUUGAUUGAUGUACACA